AUGGAGUGCUUACAUUUACAGAACAAGAUGAUCGAGGAGUUCACCCGCUGGCACCUGGCACCGAACGGACCCACGUGCCCUGAGAACAGAUCAACAGAGCGGAUGGUUCGAUCAACAGAUGAAGCAGAUGAAUCAAGCAAACCAGACGGCGAUAGAGGAAGGGGGCAACAUACAAUUUUUGUAUUACUGGAAACCACGAUGAUUGGGCUUUUGCUUUUGGCCAUUGAGAAUUGGAAACGUACGACAAAGCAUGUUGGAGCUAGAAGCAAGGAAGAUAUACAAGCUGGUCAUGCUUUUCUCUAUGCGGUAUCUCCUACAACUAAAAAGAGUAAAAGAUGGACAUUUUUUUGGUGCAGCAAUAGUUUCGUCCGUCUGCCUCCUCGCCACCUGCGAACGCGACCCACGGCUCAUAUUAUAGGAAACAUAUAUUCCUUCUCUUCUUCCCGUCCCGCUCGCCAUUCCUUCCUCCUGCUCGCAUUUAUCUCCCUCCUCUCGAUCCACGCAGCUGCCCGUGCACCGCGCACGCCGGUGGCCGCGCCCCCGCCGCGCGCCCGCUGCUCGCGCGGUCGCGCUGGUGCCCGCUCCUCUCUAUCUCCGGUAGCCGAGCGAGCGGCCGCGCCGGUGCCCGCUCCUUUCGAUCUCCGGUGGCCGAGCGACCGUGCCGCGUCCACGCGGACUUUGGUGGCCCUCCUCUCGAUCUCCGGUUGCCGAGCGACCGCGCUGCGCGCGCCCGCGCGGACUCUGGUGGCCGUGUUGCCCGCGCGAACUCCCGCGUGCCCGCUCGUCGGCCCGCGCCGCGCUGCCCGCGCACCACGCACGCCGGUCGCCGCGCGCCCGCUGCUCGAGCGGCUGCGCCGGUGCCUGCUGCCCGUGCCGCGAACGCCGGUGGCGACUGCGACCCGCUGCGACCCUCCGGUCGCCGCGCCUAGCGUCUCAGCAGCGGAGGUGGCGUGUCAUCCUGGUGGCUUUAGGCGACGCAACAUCCCGGUGGCACAGGCGACGCGACGUCCCACUAGCAUAGGCGCCGCCAUGUCCAGCGGCGUGUGCAUGCCGGAGGUCGGAGCAUGUAUUUAUCUGCUGAUUUAUGUCUCGGAUCGGGUUUCAGGGCUCCAAAUUUUUGGGAAAAAGUUUUGAUGUCCAAAUUAGGGUCUUGGAAGUCCUAUAUGCACGGUGGCAGGGGUGUUCGAUGCGGCACCAGAGCAAGCGGUCGCACAGGAUGCGGCACCAACGCGGGCUGCGGCGAUGGCGCAGGAUGAGGCACCGGCCUCGUGGCGCGGUGACCCAACAUCGACUUCCCCCGAUAGCUUCGCUGUUGUCAUCGCCAGUUGCACAUACCAGGUUUCUAUAAACAUAUCUAUGAGGUGAUCACUCUUGCUCUCACCACCAAUACCAAGAAUAAUGGGGUCAUGGUACAAGGAAUUUCUGGAGACAAAAUAUAGUGCCAAAUUUGUUGGCUUUUACUUUCUCAGCUAUUAAUAGCACUAUCUUAAUUUCUGAGUUGAUGAGAUGGCUUACACAUAGAAUUAUUCCUUUCCUCUUGAGGUCUCAUAGAUAGCCAAUCUGGAGCUAUGAUGUGCAUCCUAGCAGAUACCAAUUUGGAGGUAAAUAGAACUAAGAAUGACAUGUAGACUAAAUAGAGCUAUCUAGCAGUGCAGUCUGGAACAUGCAACUAAAUGCUUGCAUAUAUUUAGAUGAUUACGCAAUCCCAUGGUUCAUUCGUGAUUAGAUAUCUUUGCUUGAUCUAUCAAAUAAAUAGCAGACUUUUCUCUGUUACCUAUACAACUUGUCUAUAUGCUUAUGUAGAGACUAAAAGUGGAUCCUCUUUUAUUAAGUUGGAGUCUGUUUGAUGAAACUCCAUCCAACAAACAUUCUAUACAACGAAGGAAGCUGUUAGUUUCAGGUGGCCCCUAGCAUCCCCGUGAUCUGCAGGUAGAGUUCUUGGCUAAAUUUGGACUGGAUAAGUAAUUUGAGGUGACUGGUUGUUGGCGGCACGAUGGGCAUCUCUGUGAAGUGGCUCAAAAUCAUUAGUUGGGUCGAGAAAGGUGGAGCAGCAGCAUCAGCAUCGUAUGGAGGAUCCGGAUGUUGGAGUUGGACCUGGACGAAUGGACUAAAUGAACAGAUGUCCUGAAAAACGCAAGUACGCAAGGCCGUCACAAAGAGAAGGGAAAUAAAGUCAGUUGCCUGGGAGGAAGAAAGCAUGCAUCUUUUAUAUUUAUUUUGGGAUGCCUCACAUCUGUUCUCAGAAUUAUGUUUCAUGUUUGUUCGAGGUGGACGUAAGCCUAUAUAUCUACGUACCUAUAUGUCAUGGACGAGUUUUAACCGCCUCACCAUAUAGAUGUUGCUACCUUUUUUUUGAUUAAUAAACAUGUUGCUACCUUCUGUAUACAUUAUUCACCGAUGUGUGAAAGCAUAUCUCUUCUAUGUUCUAUAUACAUCGAUGGCUUUGCCGCGAUGACUUUACUGUUUGUAUAAAACUGCAACCAAUCAUGG
This is a messenger RNA of Sorghum bicolor (sorghum), 2490 nucleotides long. RefSeq lists its product as uncharacterized. The transcript is spliced from 5 exons. NCBI's taxonomy places the organism in Eukaryota, Viridiplantae, Streptophyta, Magnoliopsida, Poales, Poaceae. The record is from RefSeq and is a predicted model, not a curated record. The coding region runs from base 1 to 1134 and encodes 377 amino acids.